Porites lobata is the source of this 1615-nucleotide messenger RNA. Lineage: Eukaryota; Metazoa; Cnidaria; Anthozoa; Scleractinia; Poritidae. The record is from the annotation of a GenBank genome assembly.
AUGAUUGACGAAUACGGCGUUAAAAUUAAGGAAGACUGCGCAAGAAUUGAUGGUUUACUACAAAGAAGCAGCGGCACUGUCAAAAGCAACUGCCGGAAGCUCCAGGGUCGUGCCAGACUUCAGUAUCUGAGUAGCAUUAGAAAAAUUGCUAUUCGUCAAGAUGAAUUAAUUAACGUGGGACUCAUAGAAGAAGAACUAAAUAUAACCAAAGAAAAUGCAAGAGGGUUACUAAAAGAAAAUGAGCAGCUGCAAAAGCGUUGCGAAGAACUACACACGGAACUUCAAAGUGCACUUCAGACCAAGAAGGAGGUUGAAAACAAACUGGAUGAUGUUGAAAAUAACUAUGAAACAAUUUUAAGCAAAAACAAGGACCUGAGAGAAUAUAUUGACAGAAUGCCAAUAGUAAAGAACAGUGGCAAAGUGGUUUCUGAAGUUGGAGAAAGGCAGCAACGAAGAAAACUAAAAGAGCUAAAAACUCAAGUGGAACGAACUUUGUGGUUUGCAGAAACCUAUGGCUUAAGUCUAGAUUCAGUAAGCCUUACUGACCAGAAGGAAGUCACCCACACCUUAACAUUUAGCAGGGAUGACAAGAAACAAUUCAAAGAUCUCCCUCAAGAGGAAAAGGAUAAAAUAAAACAAAUCCUUUUCAUCCAGGACAAAUUUUCCAUAGGGGACGCAGCCUACCAUGAACUGACCAUGACACAGACAGGGGAGGCACUGCCCAGGUCAUACUUAAUAAGGCAGUGCAAAGAGUCAUUGAAUGGACUUAUUCACAUAGAGCGGACACCAGGGAAAGCGGAAGGUGCCCAACUAAAUUUCCAGGAUGAGCUCUGUAGCACAAUCCAUGAACAUGUAAGUACUAAAAGUUUUUUUUAAGUUUUAAAUGAUUACUAAAAAUAACUAUAAUAAAUGUAACUAUAAUAACUACUAAUCAUUUCUUUUCUAAUUCACAAAGAUGAGGAAACAUGCUACAACAGAUGAAAUGGACCAGCCUCUAAAAUAUAAAGUAAAGCUGAGUGGGGAUGGUGCCAAAAUGACACGGCUUACAGGCUUUGUUGUUAUGUCAUUCUCACUUCUGGAUGAUGAAGAUGUUGUAAUGUCUUCAAAAGGUUAGUUCAAAACACUUGAAAAGAGAAAUAUGUAUAUUUAUCAUCAAAUUCUCAUAAAUUUAUGUUACUUUUUUUCUAGUUUGUUAAUUAAGUCAAAAUAUACAUGACAAAAAAUUAUUGUGCAUAUGCAUCAAUUGGACACUGGUUAUUUUUAAUUUACAUAUGUACACCAGGGAAUCACACUGUGGCAGUAAUUAAAGGAAAAGAAUCCUAUGAACUUCUGCAAACAUCAUGUGCCAGGAUCUUUGCUGAUGUGAACAGGAUUGUGAAAGAUGGAAAAAUAGAGGUGGAUGGAAAAGAGAUAGCAAUUGAAAUGCACCUUGGAGGAGACUACAAGGUAACCUUUUUUGGAGGUAGGGGAUAACCUGUUAGCCCACCUUCCAUUACCCAUGCCUCCAAUGUUUAACUUGACUUAUGAUAAAAAUGUAUGUUAUAUAUUUUUUUUGCAGUUUCUGUUACUUGUACUAGGAUUGAAGGGAGCAACAUCAGAUUAUGCCUGCAUCUAG